This is a messenger RNA of Anopheles gambiae (African malaria mosquito), 4309 nucleotides long. RefSeq lists its product as uncharacterized. The record is from RefSeq and is a predicted model, not a curated record. NCBI's taxonomy places the organism in Eukaryota, Metazoa, Arthropoda, Insecta, Diptera, Culicidae. The coding region runs from base 1736 to 4060 and encodes 774 amino acids. Gene Ontology annotation, cellular component: plasma membrane. The transcript is spliced from 10 exons.
GUGGAAAGUUUGUUUUGUCUGUUGAUUUGCAGCACCGCUGCCCGAGUGCCGUAAGUGUUUUUGGAUAAUUGUAAAUGAAUAAUUUCUUCCCGACGCUGGCCGGGGCGCCCGUUCGACAGCCCAAACCGGCAGGAAGUGCGGGCCGGACCGGUUCCGGGUCAAUUGUUCGCCGUGCGGGGGCCCUGGGGCUAGCGAAUGGCGAAGCUUAUCUGGCUGGCGUAUGACGUCAGUUCUAAAAAUACAACUGUUUCGACAUCAAGCGCGAAUGGCAUGCUUAGCCUGUACGGUGUGCCGCCUGGAUGGAUAGCUUCACUCAUCGACCGAGCAUAGCGUAGGGAGGACCGCGCUGCCCUUCCCUCCCCACGCCUGCCCUGUUUUUCGUAGCCGUAAGCGUGAAUCGGUCGAUCAAAUGUCUCCGCUCGCUGGAAGUGUGCUGUUGUGCGCUGGUACUGUAGUGAGUCUGUGCAGUGUUGUCGACUGUAGUUGUCGUUGUUGUUUGUGGUGGUUCCGAGUUGUACGGCGAUAAUGCAUGCCCCUGUCGUCGGAUGUCGUUUGUGAGAAAGUCGUCCACCAGUCUGGCGGGAGCGUGGAGCAGUUAGAGCGCGCCCGUUGCAAACAGCAGUUCACGUGUGCCCUCUGUGCUCAUCCUUGAACCGUGUCGGAGACAUAUCGUAGGCCCUAGAGAGAGUGUAUGUGUGAGAGAGAGAGAGAGAACGAACGAGCCUGCCUGCCUGCACAACAGCCAACUAAACCUCUCCCCCCAAACACCCAGUCAAGAGGCGUACGCAACACAACAACACAACAGCAACUACGGACGGCGGAUCAACUUUUUCCAGGUUGCACGGUAUCGAUUUUUCUGGCCUGGGUGCUACUACCACUGCGCUGGUGUUAACCUUACCACCAGCUGGACAAGGUUAAACGGUGAUGCACAGUUGUUUGAAAAGUACGUACCGCGCGCGCCCGUUACAGAAACCCCGUGGGUUGGGGUGCGGUUGGGUUGGGUGGAGACGCGCCUUGCGGCCAUAUGCUGUUUGCGCUGUUUGCGAAAAGUGACUCCCCAUCACACCGCCCGCCGAAUGACAAACGCACUUGAAUUAAUGGGUAGUGUUGUGUACCAGUGAGCGAAACCAACGAAACAGAAGCAGACAACAACAAAAAAAAAAACACGCAAAUUCUAACUAGCAGAUGAAAGGCAUGGCCUUCUGCGCUGUUGUCCCGUGCCUUUCGCCCGCGCUAAUCGGCGAGGCGUAAAAGUGGCGCGCAAAAUAAAGAUCUUAAAAGAUAAUUACGCACAACAAAACACGCUGCCCGUGGGGACGGCCGAGCGCUUGACCAACGGUUCUUGAGAGGCGUGCGUGCGCGUGUGUGUGUGUGUGUGCGCGAGUGCGCGCGCAAGCGAACGUUCGCGCGUCAGCCUUUGGUGCGGAUAAUCUCAGAAUGACCUAAUGCUGUGGCGAUGACGCGACGGUGCGGGUUUUGCUGACGAACCUUUGCCUCUCUCUCUCUACCAACGUCUUUGCCGAUUAGUUGGGGUGAUCAAUCGUGUGUGUGUGUGUGUGCCUGUGUGGUGACUCGAGACGAUUGUGUUUCCUCCCCUCUAGGCCACCGCUCGCAUCCCGCUAGGGCCGCGUUCCAUCACACCACACUGACCCGGGGGGAGGGGGGAGGGCGAUCGUGUCAUGGCACGUUCUCUCCCGUGCUGUGCGCGGAUGAGUCAGAGUGCCGUGACUGCUAAAUGCCGUUUCACGAAUCACGUUCUAUCUCGACGGUCAUGAUGCGCCCCAGCACGCUGGAUAUCAAAACAAACUACCACGAUGGAUGCUACACGUUCAUGAGGGACGCUUACCGUUGCUGGAAGGCACGGGCAGAGUCGGGCGAACAACCCUACAUCGCGGAAUUGUUUGCCGACCUGCAGCAGUCCCUUUCGAGGAAGCAAGUGCGGGACAUUUUGUUCACGAUGAAAAAUGUCACACGAGCUCCGGCGAUGAACACGACGCGUCCAAGCAGCGUGCAGACGCCGGUGGCCAACGCAACACUAUCGCUAUCAGCAGCAGCAGCAGCACCAUCACAACAGCAACCAAACCGGCAACAUUCACCGUCCCAGCAGCGAAAGGACAGACCGAACCGACCACCAUCACCACCGGGCGAACGGUUAACGUUCGGCGAGUUCACCGCGAUAGCAUCCUGUACGAAAUGUUUUGGCCGACAGUCAUCGUUUCAUGCUAUGAGGGCGCGCAACGUCGACGAACUGGGCAGCGUGUUGGCAAAUCACGCUGGCACGGCAAAGGACGGGGAACCGUCGCCCGGGCCGGAGGUGUUUCUCGGCGGUUCCUGCAAUCCCACGACCUGGCGGGCGGACGUGGCCAUACCGACGCUCGACCGGCUGGGCAUAUCGUUUUACAAUCCGCAAGUAUCCCACUGGACACCAGAUCUGAUCGAGCUCGAGCAUCGAGCGAAGGAAAAGGCGAAGGUGCUGUUUUUCGUGCUCGACUCACAGACCCGCUCGACGGCGGGGGCCAUCGAGGUGGCACACAUCGCGGGCCAGAACUCGAAAUAUUUAUUGCUUGUGCUACUGCCGUACUCCAGCAGACAGAAAAUUCUCAAUGAAACGCUAUUGGAAGACGAGUAUAUGGAUCUCAUGAGCAAUCAGCAAAUGCUAAGGCAACUGGUGUUGCGCCGUGGGCUACCGGUACUGGACAGUAUUCCAACCGCGCUGGAGCAGAUCAAGGAAGUGCUGCUGGGGAACUGCUGCCCGCAGCCGCCAGUCAAUCUAGCGUCACGCUUAAUCUCCCUGCGACGAACGUUCGAGCGCGUUGCCGCGGAUGUGACCGAGUCGGCCCGCAUCAAUCUAGCCCAGUGUCAGCAGGCCCUCGGCAGCUUAGGCUACCCGGCGAACGUCGGCACGAUGGGCAACAUUCAAAACAUUCUGCUCUGCUACGAGGAGGUGACCGGACUGGACGUGCAAACGCAGCUCAUCCGACGGGGCGACGCGGAACGCGUACUUAUCAGCUUCGAGGAGUUUUGCAUCAUCGACGCGUGCGUGUCGAUACUGAUGCUGGACUUUUACGAGCACAACUGCACGUCACCGAUCAAGGGCACGAACCUGCAGCAGCCGCCGGUGUAUUUGACGGAUUUGCAAGCAUGGAAUCACACGAAUCCGGAGCUUUCACCGUUUGAAAAUGGUUCCCUCAAGAGCCCGCGAACGUUUGUGUUGCCGAAAAGUGGGCACGAACCCGCAAUCAACGGAACAACCGAUCCCAGUGCGGCGGCGGCAGCGGCGGCUUCGGUGGCUGGCCCACCGAGCAGUCGUAGCAGCAGCGGCAGUAGUGAACUCAACCACACCACCACCACCACCCCCCUAUCGGUCGACGCGGGUCCGGGUGGGGAGGGGCCGAAGCUCCACUCCCCCGUGCCACUGCCGCCCGCGAUCGAUGAACCACGUGCAUUUACAUUCGACGGCGAUCCGUUCGGCGAUGACGGCGAUGACAGCGAACCACUGCUCGGGCGCAUCGAGCCGCGGGACGUGUAUCUCGGGGGCAGCUGCUGGAUGAAGACGAGCUGGCGGCAGCGGUGGGCCUUCCCGAUGCUGAAGCGCCACAAUCUCAGCUACUACGUGUCGGCCCUGCACGAAGGGUUCUGCUGCGGCAAGCCGGAGCAACCGGUCGGCGGUGAUGGAAGCGCCGGUCCGCAGCAGCAGCAACAGUUUGAUCCCCAGAGCACGCUCCGGUAUGAUGCCGCCAUGCUGGACGCUUGCCGCAUCGUCAUAUUCGCGAUCACGAAUGAAACCCGAUCUUUAGCACCCAUGACAAUGGCCGCACACUACAUCGGCCUCGGCUACAACGUUGUGCUGUGCGUGCAAAUGCUUCCCUCGAACGAAUCGGCACCGAACGGGCACAACACAACACUCUCCUCCUCCGCCAUCAAAGACUACAACCGCGGGCGGGCCUAUUUGAUUGAUCUGGCCAAACGGCACGGCAUUCCAGUGUACGAGGGCUUGGAGGAAACGUUCGACAGCGUUAUCAGCCGGUUAAGGAACGGUACUGUAAGAUACUCAACCUAGCAUCGAAUCGAACUCUCACAUCCCGCUCCAUCCCUAUCCGCCCUCUGCGCCCUCUCCGGUGUACCCGCUUAAUGUGAUUUAGAGUUUAUUUUAUUGCCUGUUUUUUUUUUAACAAACUCAACAAACCGAAAUACUUUAAACUAAUUAUACACCAGAAAACACAACUACACACCACACACAUACACCCGAACGGAGAACCGUUAAAGAAUAAGCAAAAAUAACAUAAUUUAAUAAUUCUCAAGCACAAAA